AUGAGUUCUCUGUUAAAGUAUUUUAAGAAACCAGCAUUGCUUGGAACUGAUGAGGACCAUGAGGUUGAUGGAACUAGUGAGGAUAGUAGUGAAACUGGUGAGGUUGAUGGAUCUGAACCAGAUGAUGAGGUUGAUGGGGUUAGAACUGGAUAUGGAAACCAUGAUCAAGAAGAGAAUAGGGAUAGAGCUGAGAUAGAUGAUGAAGAUGUCAACUCAAAUGCAGCGGACGAGCAUUUUAAAGAAGAUGAUUCAGCCUUUGAUCUUAUGGAUCCUGGAAAUUGGAGAAAAAUUGACCAGAAGUUAAGAGAUUAUUUGGUUGAGAAAGGUCCUCUCCCACCACCAUCUGAAGAUUAUAUUUUCCCCAAAAAUGAAAGUGGUAGACACUUUUCACAUAGAAAUUACAAAAGGAUCAUGAAGAAUGGAGAUAUGCAGCACCGGCGUUGGUUAGUUUAUUCAACAACAUUCGACAAGAUCUAUUGUUUUUGUUGCAAGUUGUUCACCCGUUACAAGGAAACUACUCAACUAGGAGGCAUUGGAUUUCUGGAUUGGAAUAAUACUGGAAUAAGGCUGAGCCAACAUGAAACCAGUCAUGAUCACAUUAUGUGUAUGAGCCAGUGGAUGGAACUAGAGAUGAGGCUGCAAAAGAAUCAGACAAUUGAUAAGUGUGUCCAAGAGGAAAUCGAAAAAGAGAAUAAUCAUUGGAGGGAGCUUUUACUGAGAUUAUUUUCAGUGGUGGAGUAUUUGGCUAAGAGUAAUAUAGCAUUUCGGGGAUCUAAUGACAAAAUUGGCCAAGAGAACAAUGGAAAUUUUCUGGGGAAUAUUGAGAUGAUUGGUAAAUUUGAUCCUGUAAUGAGGGAGCACAUCAGGCGAAUCACCAAAGGAGAAACCCGAUACCAUUAUCUCAGCUACAAAAUUCAGAAUGAGUUGAUUGGAAUGUUGAGUUCUGAAAUCAAGUUAAUAAUCAUUAAGAAGAUUAAAGAGGCAAAAUUCUUCUCGGUUAUUCUUGAUUGUACUCCAGAUAUCAGCCACAAAGAACAAAUGUCUCUCAUUAUUCGAUGUGUGGAUAUAUCAGUGAGUCCAGUUCAGAUUGAAGAAUUUUUUCUUACCUUUCUCGAAGUUGAAGAUAAAUCAGGAAAAGGGCUUUUUGAGCUAUUAUGUGAUACACUGGUUGGUUUGAAGCUGGAUAUUAAUGAUGUCAGGGGACAAGGUUAUGACAAUGGAUCCAACAUGAAAGGAAAAAACAAAGGAGUACAGAAGAGAUUGUUGGAUAUCAAUCUGAGGGCAUUUUAUACACCAUGUGGUUGUCAUAAUCUGAACUUGGCUAUUUGUGAUAUUGCUAAAUCUUCUGAUAAAGCGACGUCUUUCUUUGGGAUUAUCCAUCACCUCGAAAGCGUUAAGGCUAUACGUUUUAAAGCUCCAGAAAUCAGAGAUGUCUUACUUUACUUUGCAGAAAACAGUGAGGAUCCAGGAGCACAGAGUGAUGCUGAAUGUCUUGCGAUAAGUGAAACACAUGGAAUUGGAGGGUUUGAGUUCUUGUUUGGUCUGGUUAUAUGGUAUGAUGUUCUGUUUGCUGUUAAUACUGUGAGCAAGACGCUACAGUCUGAAGAUAUUGAUAUCGAUGAUGCCAUUGCUCAGCUAAAGGGGUUAGUUUCUUUUUUUCAAAAGUAUAGAGAAAUGGGAUUUCAAGAAGCAAAAGCUGAAGCUUCAAAAAUUGCCAUUGCUAUGGAUAUUGAACCCAUGUUUAACAAGAGGAACAAGCGCCUUAUUAAAAGGAAAACUCAUUUUGAUGAAGAGCGAGACAAAGGUGAUGAUGUUUGUCAGGUUCUAAGUGUGGAGGAUGAUUUCAGAAUCAAUUAUUUUUUCAAAAUGAUGGACCAAGCUAUUGUUUCUUUCCAAACAAGGUUAGAACAAUUUAAAGAGUAUGAAAAUAUUUUUGGGUUUUUGUUCAGUCUACGAAAGCUCAACUCAACAAGCGAUGAUAUUUUGAAGAGUAGAUGUUCUAACCUUGAAGCUUUUCUUAAGCAUGGAGCAGAUUCUGAUAUUGAUGGGAAUGAUUUGUUCAUGGAAAUCAAAAUUUUCAGAGAAGUUUUGCCAAAGACUUUCAAGAAGAAUGUAGAAGUGCUGGAUUAUUUGAAGAGAAUGAAGGAUAGCUAUCCGAGUAUAUGGAUUGCUUACAGGAUAAUGCUCACCGUUCCUGUUUUAGUUGCUUCAGCUGAAAGAAGUUUUUCUAAGUUGAAGUUGAUAAAGUCUUAUCUACGAUCUACUAUGUCACAGGAAAGGUUAAACGGAUUGGCUAUGUUAUCGAUUGAGAAAGCUUUAAUUCAAAAUCUCAAUUAUGAAAGUUUGAUGAAUGAUUUUGCUGAAAAAACUGCAAGAAGAGUUAUUUUUGCAAAAUCGGUAGAACUGUUGUUGUGUGUUUUUAGAACUAUUGUACUGUAUUUUGAAGAUUAA
This is a messenger RNA of Brassica napus (rape), 2451 nucleotides long. RefSeq lists its product as uncharacterized. The coding region runs from base 1 to 2451 and encodes 816 amino acids. The record is from RefSeq and is a predicted model, not a curated record. The transcript is spliced from 3 exons. Lineage: Eukaryota; Viridiplantae; Streptophyta; Magnoliopsida; Brassicales; Brassicaceae. Gene Ontology annotation, molecular function: protein dimerization activity.